AUGCUCUUACUCACCUUACGGUUCAACUGGUUCAACUGCAUGGACCACUUCCUCGACUCCGCCAUCCUCAACUUCAACCCAGUCCCACCUACACUUCAAGAUCGAUACGUUCGGCUCUCACAGCAACGGAAGGACCUCCAGACGGUGCUAUCUCCCCUUCGACAAUUCCCUCUCGAAUUAGUGGGCGAGCUGCUUAAAGCUUCCCUGCCUGCUGGAGCCGCGGCACCGUGCCACAUUGAGUUAACUCGACGGGAACGCGUGCACUUUGCAGUUCUCCUGUCAACAUGUAGAUUGAGGAGAAGAGCGGCAUAUUCGACACCUGCCCUGUGGGUAAACGUUUCGCUGCGACUUGACAGAGUGGUCCUGUUCAAGGCAGAUUUCUGGACAGCUUUGUACGACAAGCUGCGAAAUUAG
Molecule: messenger RNA, 414 nt
Organism: Coprinopsis cinerea okayama7#130
Lineage: Eukaryota; Fungi; Basidiomycota; Agaricomycetes; Agaricales; Psathyrellaceae
Exons: 2
Coding region: 1-414 (137 amino acids)
Source: RefSeq, a predicted model, not a curated record